Salvia hispanica is the source of this 789-nucleotide messenger RNA. Its product is annotated as tryptophan aminotransferase-related protein 2-like. The record is from RefSeq and is a predicted model, not a curated record. Lineage: Eukaryota; Viridiplantae; Streptophyta; Magnoliopsida; Lamiales; Lamiaceae. Gene Ontology annotation, molecular function: carbon-sulfur lyase activity; transaminase activity. Gene Ontology annotation, biological process: amino acid metabolic process.
AUGGUGAAUACUGAAGCCGCAGUUGUGAUCAAUAGCUCCUUCCCUUCAACAAUUGUUACUUCUGCAGCUGCGGCUGCGGCUGCGGUGGCAGUGGCUGCUGAGGUUGAAGUGAUCAAAACUGCCGAGUCGAUGCUCACUAACCUUGACCAGCAAUCCAUUCUCGAUUUUGAUAAGGGUGAUCCGACCAUGUACGAGGCCUACUGGAAAUCAAUUAGUGAUGACUUCAAAAUCACCGUUUCUGCAUCCCAAUGUCUCAGCUACUUCACCAACUCCAAAAGCUUUUGCUGGUUUAUGCUGCCUAAACUUGGGCAAGAAAUCAAGAAUCUCCACAAUUACGUAGGAAACGCCGUAGUCGAAGGUCGCCACAUUGUGGUGGGGAACGGCUCCAGCCAGCUCAUCCAGGCUGCCCUUUACGCCCUUGCUGAACCCCUCGACCCCCCAAGCCACAUCAACGUCGUGUCCGCUGCUCCCUUCUACUCCUGCUAUCCGCAGAUAGCAGACUACGUUAGAUCUGGGUUGUUUAAGUGGGGAGGCGAUGCUCAUGCUUACGUCGACCAUGAUGAACAGCCUUACAUCGAGAUGGUCACUUCCCCCAACAAUCCUGAUGGCGAACUAAGGGGCUCUGUUGUGAAUAAAGCCAAUGGCAUGCUCGUUCAUGACCUUGCAUACUAUUGGCCUCAGUACACGGCCAUUACAAAGCCUGCUGAUCACGACAUUAUGCUCUUCACCGCUUUGAAAUGCACCGGACACGCGGGGUCUGUUGGAUUAUUUGAUUCACAAAAAAUAUAG